CUAACAUCGUGUACAUGUGCGGUUAAAACGAAAGUCAAAACCGAAAGUAAAUUUUGGCACAUUAUUGUGACAGUGUUAAGAAUCAAUCGGUGUUUACAAAAAGUGCUUUUCUGCGCAGUUCGAAAGAUCAGAUCGCAAUUUGUAAAAGCAGUUACUGCGUCACAGUACCCCCAGACAUGGCAGAACAAGGGUCCAGUAAUGGAGCGGAAGGUGGCAAAGUGUCAUCAAACACCGACCUUCUCAAGCAAUAUGAGAAACAGGGUGUGGAGGCGAUGUACGCGGUAGAGCCGUUGUCAUGGUGUGAUCACCUGCAGCAGGUGGCACCAUUACCGGAAGCUGGCCUCAAUGUGGAAGACCCAUGCACAGAUUGUGAAGCGAAGGGUGAAAACUGGGUUUGCCUUGUGUGCUACAAGGUGUACUGUAGCCGGUACGUUGCGAGCCACAUGGUGACUCACGGGGAGGCAGCCGGACAUCCGGUUGUGCUCAGCUACGCCGACCUGUCCGUGUGGUGCUAUAAGUGUGACAAUUAUGUGGCCAAUGAGGUUCUAAAGCCUAUCAUAGCUUCUGCCCACAAGAGCAAGUUUGGCAAGGAGCUGUAAUAAUGACCCGGUGUUAAAUCUUGUUAGCUGGUCCACAACAAUUUUUAGAAGUGUUCAAUCGUUGAAAAGAACAGCAACUCUGUGGCAUUUGCAUGGAUUAAAGUUAAAGACAGAAUACGGUAGUCAAUGUGGCUGUGGCUUAAUAUUUUGUAAAUGUAAUUAUUUUUCUGGACCAGUUGUUAAUUUGUUUUGUAUGUAUACACACACAGGCGCGUGUACACACACACACAGUGCGGACAUGCACCCACCCACACGCACGCACACACCCACACACACGCAUGCGUGCGCACAUACACACAUACACACACACACACACACACACGCAAACACACACACAAACUAUUUCAGAUUGUUGAGGCUUAGUAUAAGCAUCCAGCUUUAUGUGAUAUUUGUUUAUUAAUUAUAUACACAUGGAUUAUUUAUGAUAAAGCUUGACUGUCUGUGCUUACACCAUGAAUACUACUGUUUCAUUGUUGUAAUUGCUGCUCUGUUCUCGCUAACGAUAUCUAGGAAACUUAACCGUGUCACCUUUGAACAUAUAAAUUAUCAUAUUGCAUAUCUGAGAAACUAUACUGUGUCAUCUGAGAAACUAUACUGUGACAUCUGAGAAACUAUACUGUGACAUAUUGGACACCGUACCUGGCAUACCAUGACAUCUGAGAAACUGUAUACUGUGACAUCUAAGAAACUGUAACAUGACAUCUAAGAAACUAAACCAUAACAUCUGAGAAACUAUACUGUGACAUCUAAGAAACUGUAACAUGACAUCUAAGAAACUAAACCAUGACAUCUGAGAAACUAUACUGUGACAUCUAAGAAACUGUACCAUGACAUCUAAGAAUCUAUACUAUGACAUCUGAGAAACUAUACUGUGACAUCUAAGAAACUGUACCAUGACAUCUGAGAAACUGUACCAUGACAUCUGAGAAACUAUACCAUGACAUCUGAGAAACUACUGUGACAUCUAAGAAACUGUACCAUGACAUCUGAGAAACUCUAACGUGACCUCUGAGAAACUGUAACGUGACAUCUGAGAAACUGUAACAUGGCAUCUGAGAAACUGUACUGUGACAUCUGAGAAACUGUAACAUGACAUCUGAGAAACUGUACUGUGACAUUUGAGAAACUGUAACAAGACAUCUGAGAAACUGUAACAUGACAUCUGAGAAACUGUAACAUGACAUCUGAGAAACUGUAACAUGACAUCUGUGAAACUGUUACAUGACAUCUGAGAAACUGUAACAUGAUAUCUGAGAAACUGUAACAUGACAUCUGUGAAACUGUUACAUGACAUCUGAGAAACUAUAACGUGACGUCUGAGAAACUGUAACCUGACAUCUGAGAAACUGUACUGUGACAUUUGAGAAACUGUAACAAGACAUCUGAGAAACUGUAACAUGACAUCUGAGAAGCUUUACCAUGAUAUCUGAGAAACUGUAACAUGCCAUCUGAGAAACUGUAACAUGACAUCUGAGAAACUGUAACAUGACAUCUGUGAAACUGUUACAUGACAUCUGAGAAACUAUAACGUGACGUCUGAGAAACUGUAACCUGACAUCUGAGGAACUGUAACAUGACAUCUGAGAAACUAUACCAUGACAUCUGAGGAACUGUAACAUGACAUCUGAGAAACUAUACCGUGAUAUCUGAGAAACUGUACCGUGACAUCUGAGAAACUGUACUGUGACAUCUGAGAAACUGUACUGUGACAUCAGAGAAACUGUACUGUGACAUCUGAGAAACUGUACUGUGACAUCUGAGAAACUGUACUGUGACAUCUGAGAAACUAUACUGUGACAUCUAAGAAACUAAACCAUGACAUCUGAGAAUCUAUACCAUGACAUCUAAGUAACUAAACCAUGACAUCUGAGAAACUAUACUGUGACAUCAGAGAAACUAUACCGUGACAUCUGAGAAACUGUACCAUGACAUCUGAUAAACUUAACCGUGACAUCUGAUAAACUAAACCGUGACAUCUGAGAAACUAUACUGUGACAUAUUGGAUACAAUACCUUGUAUACCGUGACAUUUGGAAAUUAUUCUUUUACAUAAUGGUCACAAUACCCUGACAUUUGGAUAACUAUACCGUGAAAUAUUGUUACCAUACCUGCAUACUGUGACAUAUGGAAAAUUAAACGUUAACAUAGUGGACACCAAACUGUGACAUCUAGGAAACUAUGCUGUUGCAUCAAGAAACUUUGUCAAACUGCUCACAUUGUCGACAAUCACAAAAUCAAUCAUAGGUGAGUUAUUGUUGUAGCGUUUGUGUUGUGGUGUAGAAAUGAAAGGAAAACAACAACACACAACUACUUCCCAUAAAUGUCCAUAACUUACCACAGUUGAUUGUAGUUUUUUCACAACAGGGAAAAAAAAAUAUUACAACAGUAAAAAAUGUCAUUAUACUUUUUACUGUUUGAAACAAUGACCUAUCUUUUUUAUUUCACUGAUUAAUCUCUCUUAACCAUCAGAAAGCAUGUGAUAAAUUACGACCUUACACUGAAACAAACAAUUACCUUCUAUACUCUGGCCAGAAUACAGGCUUUGAUCAGGGUUGAGAGUGGUUAUGAAUAUUGUAGUCAUCCUUUGUUUUACUAUUUCUGUAAUAGAAGAGGCUUUUUAUGUAUAUGUAUUUCAAAUUUUGAAAAGAUAAGACAUAUGUUGUUUCUUCAUAAUCAUUUUCAGAUGGACAAACGAAAUAUAAUGAUAUUAAUAUAUUUAUGUACAUUGUUGCCAGAUGAAAUUUCUAAUAAUUGUUUCAAUUUGUCAGGUUUAUGUCAUAUUUUAGGUUUUUUACGCACUUAGAUAUUUGAUCAAGGUAUAGGCUUAGAUUAUGGUAAAUAUGUUUUUUUUUUUCUUGAAAUGACUCAGUGAAUUUUUCGGUUGGUUCCAAUGAUGUUUUGGUGAAAUCAGACAUGGAAUGGACAAAAAACAAUUCAUCUGGAUCUAGACUAUACUUAUUAUUAAGUGGAUUUGGAUUCCAAACUGUAUUAAUAUUGCUAACUUAAAAAGGUACAGAAUUGCAUUAACCGUUUUAAGAGCUUUCUCACACUGCCUUAAUAUUGAAGUACAUUGUAGUUCACAGACCAGAAGCUAUACAGUUAGAUUAAAGAGUGUAUUAACAUAAAUCAAAUGUCAUAUUAAUCAAUAUAUACAAAGGUUAAUAUGAUACCAUGUUAGAUAUUCUCAAUACAUGCUUAUUGCUAUGUAUCUUGUAUUAAAAGUGGUCAAGAAUAA
Messenger RNA from Mya arenaria, 3833 nucleotides. Its product is annotated as histone deacetylase 6-like. The transcript is spliced from 6 exons. Bases 177 to 599 code for a protein of 140 amino acids. The record is from RefSeq and is a predicted model, not a curated record. Gene Ontology annotation, molecular function: zinc ion binding. NCBI's taxonomy places the organism in Eukaryota, Metazoa, Mollusca, Bivalvia, Myida, Myidae.